Molecule: messenger RNA, 2454 nt
Organism: Cynocephalus volans (Philippine flying lemur)
Lineage: Eukaryota; Metazoa; Chordata; Mammalia; Dermoptera; Cynocephalidae
Gene: FRMD1
Product: FERM domain containing 1
Biological process (GO): positive regulation of hippo signaling
Cellular component (GO): cytoplasmic side of apical plasma membrane; cytoskeleton
Source: RefSeq, a predicted model, not a curated record
AUGGAGAAGGACUUGGGCGGGAGGACGGGUGGAGAGAACGUCCCCGGCAGAACAGUUUCCGAGAUGCAACGAGCAGAGCUGGCCCAGGGCAGGGACUGGGCCGGGGACCGGGGACCCCUGCGGAGGCAGCAGCUCCUCCUGGGCCUCAGGGAAUCAGCCCAGCCCGGUGUCAGCAAAGAGCCGUCCCCAGCUGCCCUUUGCUUCCUUUCUGGCAAGCUCUUCCCAGCUCCAGAUGCGAACAGGCGACUGGAUGUGACUGUCCUGUGCAGCAGCUGGGAUUCCUCAGCUCCUGUGGCUGCCUGCAGCACUUCCUGGGGGCCCUACCUUGGCCUGCAGUGCCCAGGGGAGACGGGGUCAGGUGGCAGCAGGGAGAGGACCCAGGACAUGGCAGAUGACAUGGGCAAGGGAGUAAGUGUGGAGCUAGACCAGAGGCAUAGUCGCACCCCAGCCCUGGCCACUAACGGAGCAGCUGCAUGGCGUAGCCUCGUGAGACGUGCGGUGGAGAGGAGAGCGGGGGCUGGAGACCUCCAAGUCCGGCCUCUGCUGCUCCGCACGGCGCCUCUCACCCGUGGAAAAGAGCGGCUACCCCUGUCCUUUACUGUAACGUUAGAGCUGGUGACCUUCAGCCGGGGGUCCUUCUCCCAGUGCCCUGGAAGGCACAGCUGGAGAGCUUGGGAGGUGCUGAGCACCUGCAGCCAGGUGGGGGGCCUGGGUGACUGUGGCGUGGUGGGGCCACCUGAGAGGGAGGCACGUGGGCUAUCCAGCCAUCCUGCCCCUCCCUGGAUGAACCCUGACAUGAUCUCUCCUGCAGGGGCGUGGUGGACGGAGCCUGGUCCUGAGAGCCCUGCGUGCAGCCGGUGGGAGCCAGCCCUUGGGACAGGCGAGAUGACUACAGAGCACAGGGACGUCCUGGUGCUGCUGCCCACCCAGGAGCAUCUGCGCCUGGUCGUGGGGGUGAAGGCCACCGGACGCGAGCUUUUCCAGCAAGUGUGCGACACGAUGAGCAUCAGGGAUGCCCCCUUCUUUGGCCUCUGCGUUGUCAGAAACCAUGAGUAUAUAUUUAUGGAUUUGGAGCAAAAACUCAGCAAAUACUUUUCAAAGGACUGGAAGAGAGAAAUAUGUAAAGGAAAUGAGAAACCCAGGGCGCCCUUCGUGGUCUUCCUGAGAGUGCAGUUCUACAUGGAGAAUGGAAGGCUCAUCAGGGACGUCGCGGCGCGGCGCCUGUUGUACGUGCAGCUGCGGGAGCGCGUGCCGAGUUCCGAGCGCGCGCACCGGGAGGACGCCUACUUCCUUCUGGUGUGCGCGCUGCAGGCCGACCUCGGCGACCUCGGCGACCUCGGCGACCUCGACGACCUGAGCAGCCGGUGCGCGCGGCGCUACUUCGAGCCUAGCGCCUACUUCCCGCCCUGGAUCGUCGCUAAGAGGGGGACCGACUACAUCCUCAGCCACUUGCCCGCCCUACACCGCGAGCAGCGCGGCCUGAGCCCCACGGAGGCCGAGCUGCACGUCAUCAGGGAGGCCUGCCAGCUGGAGGACGUGCCCGUCCACUUCUUCAGGCUGUACAAGGAUAAAAAGGAAGAUCACCUGACCAUUGUCCUGGGACUGACGCUCCAAGGAAUGCACAUCUAUCAGGGCAAGAAGCUGGAGAUCCAGCCGGACGGGCUGCCGUCGGCGCCGAAGCUGGUCUACUACACGGGCUGCGCCUGGCGCUCCCGGCACCUGCUGCAGCUGCUCCGCAGCAGCCACCAGCUGCACCUCGGCCUGCAGCCCACGCUGCGACAGCUGCAGCAGCUCGAGGCGGCGGAAGAGAAGAAGCACUACCGGGAGUCCUACGUCAGCGACACGCUGGAGCUGGACCUGGACCCGGUCGACAGGGGCUCCCCGGGCAGCAGGGACGGCAGCUGGUGCCCCCGCCACCGCCUCUCACUCUGCUCCGCCAGCAGCCACAGCAGCUCCCACAUGUCCGGCAUCGAGGUCGACUCCCAGCCGGAGUCUGGGGAGAUGUCAGUGGACGAGUCCGCGGGGGCUGCGGGGCUCCUUGGGAACACAUCGUCCAGCAGCUGCAGCACCAGCCAUGGCAGCAGCAGCACAGGCCAGCCCCGGGCUGACACUCAGGCCCGGCUGGAUGCUGCUGGCUUGGAGCCCUUCGCGGUGGCGCGAGUCACGCUGCUCAAGACCAGAGGCCGGAGUGCUGAGGCCCCACACCAGGUCGGGGAUGUGAAAGCCAGCGGCAGUGAGCAACGGCACAGCUGCAGCCUGGACGACGUGCGUCUGUGCCGGCCGGCCCCAUGCCCUGCACCCGCCUCACACAGCUGCACCUUUGGCUGAGCCCCAGAGGGAGGGCUGGCCGCCCCCUGCGAGACCAGGGCCACCCUCCACAGCAAGAGGCCCAUGAACUGCCUCUCCCUGGACCUGCUCGGGGAGGAGCCGCUGCCAAAGGAGUUUGUGGUGUAG